GCUCCAGCACCACGGUCUAACAUCCCUCCCUCCUUAAUCACACAUGUAGUCUCGAAGAGUGGUUGACACAUAGCAACAAAAAAUACUGCGAGCUAUGUGGCACGAGUAUGCGUUCACGCCGCUCUACGACCCAAACAUGCCGGAGAGCAUUCCAAAACGCAUCAUCGUGCGCCAGAUGCUUGCAAACCUCUUGGGCGUGCUGGGGACUGGGCUCAGAUGGCUAGCGGUCGUCAACCUGUGGCUUGUGGUGCUGCCGUAUAUUGUGUACUGGUUGACGCGCUUCUACUUUUGGAGCGGUCAGUCCUUUGUUCCCAACGACUCGGUUGCCGCGACUGUCGCUCUUUACAGCGGCGACACUGAUGCCACCAAUGCAACCAUGCAGGCCAAUUCAGCCGGGGCAGUGAUCACAGCUGGCUCGCGCUUUGUUGACCAUGCGUCGUGGCGCGAGUGGUAUUGGCAGUCCGCGACAACAACACCAUCGGCGAGAUUACAUCGUAUACGGGUGUUCUAGAGGGUGCCACCAACACCGCGCUGCUGCUGUACUCUUUAACCAGCAUUGUUGUCAAGGUAUGGACUCGGCUAGCAAAGCGCAUUCUGGGUAUCUCUAUCUCUGAAGAGAACAUCCAUGC
Molecule: messenger RNA, 629 nt
Organism: Linderina pennispora
Lineage: Eukaryota; Fungi; Kickxellomycota; Kickxellomycetes; Kickxellales; Kickxellaceae
Exons: 2
Coding region: 95-511 (138 amino acids)
Cellular component (GO): endoplasmic reticulum membrane
Source: RefSeq, a predicted model, not a curated record